Neoarius graeffei (lesser salmon catfish) is the source of this 1398-nucleotide messenger RNA. It is a transcript of the gene slc25a1a, whose product is annotated as solute carrier family 25 member 1a. The record is from RefSeq and is a predicted model, not a curated record. The transcript has 9 exons. Lineage: Eukaryota; Metazoa; Chordata; Actinopteri; Siluriformes; Ariidae. Gene Ontology annotation, biological process: mitochondrial citrate transmembrane transport. The coding region runs from base 1 to 1074 and encodes 357 amino acids.
AUGUGGUCUGUGUAUCAGCCGUUCUGUGUUUCCGGUGGACUGUGCAAAGAUGCGGUUUGGAGACGCAGAUGUCCACCUGUGCAGCAUCCGGCAGCGCUGAGCUCCGCACGCCUGGGUGUCCUGGUGAGCAGCUUCACCCCGAUUCACAGCGCGUGUGAAGGGAAACGGCGUUUUGCUGCCGCUGCAGUGGGCGGGAGGAAAAUCACUCACCCAGGCAAAGCGAUUCUUGCGGGUGGCAUUGCAGGAGGUAUUGAGAUCUGCAUCACCUUCCCGACAGAGUAUGUGAAGACUCAGCUGCAGCUUGAUGAGCGGGCAAAUCCACCUCGUUAUCGAGGGAUAGGGGACUGUGUGAAGCUGACCGUUCAGUAUCAUGGUUUGAGAGGGCUGUACAGAGGCCUGAGCUCACUACUCUACGGCUCCAUCCCAAAGUCUGCGAUUCGGUUUGGCACAUUUGAGGUCCUGAGCAACCCAAUGAGGGAUGAAACUGGUCGCCUUGAUAACACUGGCAGCUUGCUGUGUGGCCUGGGAGCCGGUAUCGCUGAAGCAGUGCUGGUAGUCUGUCCAAUGGAAACCCUGAAGGUGAAGUUAAUCCAUGACCAGUGCUCUCCUCGUCCACGGUACAGAGGCUUCUUCCAUGGCGUGAGGGAAAUAAUUCGUGAUCAGGGUGUUCGUGGUACAUACCAAGGGUUGACUGCUACAGUACUGAAACAGGGGAGCAAUCAGGCUAUACGGUUUUAUGUCAUGAACCUUCUGCGCAAUUGGUAUAAAGGUGACGACCCUAGACGCGAGAUACAUCCACUAGUCACGGCUAUAUUUGGGGCAACUGCAGGUGCAGCAAGCGUCUUUGGAAACACACCUUUGGAUGUGGUAAAGACCAGGAUGCAGGGUCUGGAAGCCCAUCGUUAUAAGAACACGCUAGACUGUGCUUUCCAGAUACUAAAGAAUGAAGGCCCACAAGCGUUUUACAAAGGCACGGUUCCUCGGCUGGGCCGGGUGUGUCUGGAUGUCGCCGUUGUCUUUGUCCUGUAUGAGGAGGUUGUAAAGCUUCUGAACAAAGUCUGGGAGACAGACUGAGGAUGUUAACGGCCUGCUCUGUAGCGAACGAUGACUAAUGCAGACACAGUUGGCAGUGUCACUCAUGACGAAGCGGACUGUUCCACUGACUGAGUGCACUGGGUUAGGCAGCCAUCUGCAUGAGAAGGACCGUGGAGAAUUCAGCUCACAAGUGGUGUUUUGAUACACAGCAUACUACUAAAGGUUUUGUCUGGAACAUAGAUGCAGAGUAUUAUUGAGUUGCAUGUUUUUCACUUCCUGCAAAACCAUGCAACUACUUUCACUCCCAUCCUCUUACCUGUCGUAAUCCACUUGUGUGGCAAACCCCAGUGUACACAAUUCCCU